AUGUGCCACCUCAGCGUGGUCAACAGUCUUAUGCUUCUCCUUAGCAUAUCAUACCUUUCCUUGGUGAACUGCACGCAGCAGGAGACCAGCAACACACCGCCGCUCGGCUUCUCGAAAACGAGGGUGCUCUCAGGAGAAUGUUUUGUGUCGCUAGUAGGGGACUUGGCCCUAACUAUACUACACCCAGACCAAUCGACACGGCGAAUGGGUUAUACAGUCAGUCUUCAAUCGUCAUCCUCAUGUGCUUGA
This is a messenger RNA of Colletotrichum tamarilloi, 249 nucleotides long. RefSeq lists its product as uncharacterized. The coding region runs from base 1 to 249 and encodes 82 amino acids. Lineage: Eukaryota; Fungi; Ascomycota; Sordariomycetes; Glomerellales; Glomerellaceae. The record is from RefSeq and is a predicted model, not a curated record. The transcript has a single exon.